AUACAGACGAUCACUCCCCAUUUUCCCCCACCGUAUAAAUAACUCCAACUCGCUUACAGAAUUGACUUUCAAACUUUGUUCUCUGAUUAAGAUAUAUCUCCUCACCUCGAAUCCACCGAUCUCCGGUCGCCGGAAAAUGGGGGCGAAUGUUUCUGCUUUGCCGGAGGAUCCGAGUGGUCGAAAUUCGUCAACGCGGCGGAAAUUGGAAGACAUACCGGAGUCCUGUAUAGCGAUGGUUCUAUCCUACUUGGAUCCUGUGGAGAUCGCGAAGCUCGCACGGCUCAAUCGCGCCUUUCGCGGGGCUUCCGAGGCCGAUUUUAUCUGGAUUCCGAAAUUGCCGUCGACCUAUUCGUAUAUUGUCUCCAAAUUGCCCGAUCAAGGCAUCGGUGGAGACAAGAGUAAGAAGGAUAUCUACGCUGCACUGAGCAGGCCUAGCACCUUUGAUGGCGGAACAAAGGAAGUUUGGAUUGAUAAGAGAACUGGUGGAGUUUGUUUGGCAAUUUCUUCGAAGGCGAUGGCUAUUACUGGUAUUGAUGAUCGGAGGUAUUGGAAUCACAUUCCAACUGAUGAAUCUAGAUUCCAAACAGUCGCAUACCUCCAGCAGAUCUGGUGGCUCGAAGUGAGCGGCGACCUCGAAUUCCAGUUCCCUUCUGGAACAUACAGCCUCUUCUUCAGACUACAGCUCGGGAGGGCCACAAAACGAUUGGGACGACGCGCAUGCAACUCCGAAAACGUACACGGAUGGGACCUAAAACCCGUAAAACUCCAGCUCACAAUGCCGGAUGGGCAACACCAAGUGUCCCAUUUCCAUUUGGACAAUAUUGGAACAUGGGCGCACUACCACGUGGGAGACUUGGUAGUAAAUGACGGCAGCGCCUUAACGAACAUCAAGUUUGCGCUGACUCAGAUCGACUGUACUCACACCAAAGGGGGCCUCUGCGUGGACUCGGUCCUGAUAGUCCCGAGCUUUUUAGGACAAGAGAUGUUCUCUUCUGAUACUGAAGUUUGCAAGAAGGUGUAGAUUGGCUUUGGGACCUGACCGGCAUUGUUUUUUCUUCAGCGCCGCGCCUGUCGGUUUAUCGGUACGUUUUUGGCUGGCUUGUUAUGGAUGUGUUCUUGCAGGGAGCAACACAUUGCUUGUUAUGUAUAUGCAUGUGAUGUGUGUGUGUAUAUAUGUAGUUUUCGUGGAUGAGUUGCAAUAGUGUUGAGGUCUAAGUUGAAGUAAUUUGUUGUCAAAUUGAAAUUUUGUGCAAAAGAUUUUGAUGGGAAAAAAUGUAAAAAAUUUUAUGAUCCAUUGAAGUGUUUGUUGAAAUUCUUUUUGUAGAUAUGAGGUUUGUAAGUUUGAGGCUUUUAUUUAUUUAAAUAAUAUUUGAUGUAAUAGUAUAAUUUUUUUUUUAGAAAAUAUAUAAAGUUCAAAUAGAAACUAUAAAGAAACA
Messenger RNA from Andrographis paniculata, 1436 nucleotides. Its product is annotated as F-box protein PP2-A13-like. Gene Ontology annotation, molecular function: protein binding. The record is from RefSeq and is a predicted model, not a curated record. NCBI's taxonomy places the organism in Eukaryota, Viridiplantae, Streptophyta, Magnoliopsida, Lamiales, Acanthaceae. The transcript is spliced from 3 exons. The coding region runs from base 137 to 1021 and encodes 294 amino acids.